AUGGAAUAUGGUCUUCGGUAUAUGAAGAGUAGCACGUCUGGAAUUGUGUCGAUUGGACAGCAGGAAAUGAUUCUUGAGUUAAUUGAAGAUAAAAAGAAUUUGAACGAGUUAUAUGAUAAGCUGAACACAUUGAAAGGGCAACUGUUUGAUUUAAACAAUUUCGUCAUCGCCAUUGAUGCGAAUUUUUGUAAAAUUAAGAAUGUGUUUUCGUGGUAUGACCGCUGGUUUAAGAUUUCAUCCCCGGGGGAGCAAAGCGCCACCCCGUCACAACAGCAUAAGAAAAACUACACGGUGAAUGCCCCAUGCAUGGAAUUCCCCCUUGAUCAGGCUAGCGGAGUGGAGAUGGCUAACGCUGCAAAUGGGGCUAACGCUGCAAAUGGGGCUAACCCUGCAAAUGGGGCUAACCCUGCAAAUGGGGCCGCUAACCUCUGUAGCGUUGCGGCGCAGGGAAGUGUCCCGCAAGAUGUACAAAAUACCCCGCAAACGUGUGAAACGAAGAAGGAGAACAGCGCCAACAAGUACAUAUGCCUAGGCCCCAGUGUGCACAAAAGCUUGAAGGAGUACUUGAACGCUGAGUUCGAAAAGGAAGACAAAAAUUUCAAACUCAAUUUGGUAAAAGAGAAAGCGUACAAUGGAGUUUUGUGUGGCCUAAAGAGUACGGAUGUUUCAUACCUCAAGCUAACUGUUAAAGUACCCUCAGGAUAUGAACAUGAGGAUUACUGUGCCCUCUUGCUCCUUCGUGAAUUUUUUUGUAUGACGGAAGGCCCCCUAUACAACAGCAUUCGUGGAGGAGGGUUCGCUUAUGAAUGUGCCUUAGACUUUAACGCUAUUCAUGGGGAGCUCAGCUUGAGAAUUUAUAGGUCCAGUGAUAUUAUUAGCGCCCUGAAGGAAGCACUUCACAUUUUUGACCACUACUGCAAGAAUGAAAUGAAGGAAGAAGAUAUUUCUCUUGCAAAGAGCAGCGCCUACUACACCAUCUUUAACAACCAAGAAACGGUCUCAGAUAGAGCUUCACAAACGAUAUUUUUAAGUAUAAAAAAUUUGCCCCUGAAUUUUUAUAAUAAUAUAUUAAGGAAGAUUGAAAACAUAACGCCGAAAGAUCUGCAGGGAAUUUGCCACAAGUACUUGUCUCGAAUUGUGAACUUCAAAAUUGACAAGAGUAAUGCACUCAUCGGGUCGACCCUCUGUAUCAUAUGUUGCUCCGAUAAGAUGGAGGAGAUCGUUGAUAAGCUUAGGAAGGACGUGAAGGUGGGCCCCAUAUCCUCCCUCAGCGUCGCGCAACUUUUUCACUUUUUCAAGGACUACGAUAUUGGCGCGGCGCUUGGCACGGGGGGUUCCACCGUUGAUGGGGUUAGCGGUGCAGUGGACAAACCUGUGUGCUUGGCCAAUGUGGACGACGAUGAGGAGGAUGAGGAGGAUGAUCAAUGUGGCGAUGGUGCUAGUCCUGGGGAGGAUGACGACUCCUCCGGUUCGUCGGCCGACUCCACCUGCUCCGUGUUGUCCGAGGACGACAGCUACCCGGGGUACUCCGAGGGGUAG
This is a messenger RNA of Plasmodium fragile, 1539 nucleotides long. RefSeq lists its product as uncharacterized. The transcript has a single exon. Gene Ontology annotation, molecular function: metal ion binding. The record is from RefSeq and is a predicted model, not a curated record. The coding region runs from base 1 to 1539 and encodes 512 amino acids. Lineage: Eukaryota; Apicomplexa; Aconoidasida; Haemosporida; Plasmodiidae.